UAAAAAUGAUGUAUCGGGCUGCAGAGGGAAGAAAAAACAAGGCAUCCCGUAUUAUCGGAAGAGGCCUUUCAACAGCACUGUCACGAUGCAUCGGAAUUUUCUCCUUAGGCGACUCCUUAUUGCCGCGCUCGACACCGUAUCUGAAAGCAGCAAUGUCACUUAAAGCCUCCCGGCACCCGCUAGCUUUCAUUUUCGCGAUCGCACGCUCGACUCUGGUUUCUACCUCGAAACAUUCUCAAAGGUAGCGCUGUUAUGAAAGACGAAAGUGUUCUUUUCGGCCGAAAUGUUAUCAGCGAAAAAGGAAGUGUGUUCGAUUAGGAGGGGAUGUGAAGAUGAAGUUGUGCGCGGGAGAGAAACAGAGAGAAAAAAAGGUGUGUGUGUGUGUGUGUGUGUGUGUGUGUGUGUGGGGCGGGGGGGUCCUGUUCUUCCUUUUAGGGUUGAGGUUGGAACAGAAACGACUGCACACCACACGCUGUUCCGGUGCCAGCCUUUAGUCACGGCAGAUCGCAGAGCGCGAUAGUGGCGCUGGCUGUCAGUUAGAGAGAGACGGCCUCCGAGACGGGAGGAGCGGAGGAGAGCAGAACGGCGUGAUCGCGCUCAAAGUGAACCAAAGCGAAGUUACACCGGCGGGCGGAGAGACGCCUCCGACGGAGAACGUCGGCCAGGUACCAGAUGGAGCGUCCCGAGCAAAGCGACCUCGCCGACGGCACGGCGGGCGACCCCGGGCGACCCCCCGCCCUGCCGAUCAAACAGCGCCGAAGCCUCUGCUCUCAGAGCUCCAGCCCGGGUUCCAGCGUUGACCUGGACCCAGACAUGGACUUCAGCAGCCCCUUGGAGCACCAGAACCGGACCCCCGGCCACGCCGCCUUCCCCCCCUCAGCCGCCGACUGCCAUGCGCCACACUGCCCAAUACAUCACUUCUCCGGGCACUCCGGCAGUCACACGGUGAGAUUCCUCUCCGAAAGCACUCCUCCGCCACUGCCCAAAAAGAGACUGUCCCGCGCUCUGUCCCUGCCGGGGGGCGCUCUGUGCCAGCAGUGCUCGUACCAUUCGCACCACAAGAACCGCGAGAACCCCCCUUCCGCGAUGUCCCCUGCCAAAGGGGAGACGGAGACCGCGAAGUCCGAGCUCUCCCUCGAGUCGCGCCUCACGCUCCUCGGCUUCGACACUCCAGACUCGCGGCUCCCGGGCUUCUUCAAGAACUUCCGGAACCAAGCGGAAGUCUCUCUCGACAUUCAGCGGCGCCACCUGCUGUUUCUCAGGAGCAUGGCGCAGAAGCUGGAGGGGUUCCUCUUCGAAGAGCGGUCCGAGAGAGGGGCCGGGUCCCUUCGGCCUUCGGACUUCGUGCUGCACGAGGGCGGCGAGCCCCGACAGAUAGGACGCUCCGUUUUCUACACCGCGUUUUGUCCGAAAUAUCCAGGACGCAGGUUCGCGGCAAAGGUUCUCGAGUCUAACGGCGGGACUGCUGAUCCUGCCCAUCCAGACUGUCUGCCGCCUCACGUCAACAUUCAGCAAGUUAUCGCUUAUUUCCCACAAUGCCCACAAGAGCAGAGAACGCAGCGGCUGCAAUCUGAGAGAGAGGGAAGAGAGGAGAACGUCGCGGAAGACGUCGCCCCUGCAGGUGACGCGUCGCCCAGUCCGCGCUGCCCACCCUUACCGUGGGAGGGCACCACAGAGCCACACGGGAACGCUCCGGAUCGUGCCGGCGGCGGGUCGCCCACCGUCCUCUCGCUCAUGUCCAAGGGCCACGGGAUGGUCAUUGUGAGAGAGAUGCCCUGGGGGACACUGGAGGAUUUUGUGAGAGAGGGGACCAUCCUGCACCGCUCUGAGCCCGAGGUGUACGAGAGGCAGCUGGGACUGCUGCUCCUGCAGGUCACGCAGGGGCUGCAGCACCUGCGCAAACACACAGCCGCCCGCGCAGACCUCCGGCCGGACAGCGUCGUGCUGGUGUGGCCGGACAAAGACACCCGGGAAAAAAGUGAUGGACGGAAGGACGGAAGAGCAGAGCAAGCGGAAGCGCGAGGACAGAACGCAGGAGAGGAGAAAGAGCGGGAGGAAGCGGGAGAGCGAACGGCAGACAUACAGGCUCUGUGGAGGAAACGGGGUACGCCGCGCGCCAUACUCGCCGAGUUCCAGUGCGUGUUCGAAGCCGGAAGGCCCAGCGCAUCAGAGGAGCUCCAGCUGUCGAGCCUCCUGCGGUACUGUCUGCACGUUUCGGAAAACCCUCUCCUCCAAGAUGAGAGAGGGUCCUUCUACUUCCGCGGCCUGCUCCAGCUCGCCACCGCGCUGGUGGAAGGGGAGGCGAGGGUGCCGGACGCACCGGGGGUCCUGCAGCUUCUUCUGUGGGGCCCCAGGAUGGAGAUCCUCCAGCAGGGACCUUCUCUUCUCCCCAGCUGGCUGUCAGUGAAGCGCUCGCUGCUGAUCCUGAAGCUGGCCGAGAGGGGGCUCUCUGUGGACCAGCGCAGCCUGGACUGGGAGGACCAUCUUUGCCUGCAGUACCACUGUCUCACGCCCACGGACACCGUGCUGAGAAGCAGCACCAUACUGGGCCUGCACGGUAUUGCCCACUGAUGCAGUCCAACCAACGUCAACAACCGCUUGUCCCGAGCGGGGUCGCGGCAACCCGGAGCCUAUCC
Molecule: messenger RNA, 2636 nt
Organism: Scleropages formosus (Asian bonytongue)
Lineage: Eukaryota; Metazoa; Chordata; Actinopteri; Osteoglossiformes; Osteoglossidae
Gene: peak3
Product: inactive tyrosine-protein kinase PEAK1
Exons: 4
Coding region: 673-2571 (632 amino acids)
Biological process (GO): protein phosphorylation
Molecular function (GO): protein kinase activity
Source: RefSeq, a predicted model, not a curated record